CAAUAGUUGAAUGGUCUCUUGUGUUUGAGAGACGACAACUGACACUAAUAAUCGAAAGGAUGAUAUACACGUGGUUCAUGUUCGAAUUUAUUAUAAUUAUGCCCCUAAAUUGAAGCUCUAGUCCGCUGGAGAAUAUACAGACUGAUAUCCGUCCAAGGACUGCCAUCGCAAAAAAUGGUCUUCUAUUAUUGAAAGCAAAACAUUAUUUUAACAGCAAAAACAGAAUUAAUUUACCAAUCAAAAGUCAACUAUUUCAAAAUAAGUACUACGUAUGCAUAUGUAUAUAUUUUUAUUUUAAAUGUUCACCGACUAUUGGUAAACCCUGUAUAUUUGCCAUAAUUCUAACAAAAACGAUGUGGAAAUCAUGUAAGUGGAUGUCUCUAUUCUUAUUUAUGUCAUCUCUCUAUGCCGUGGUAAAUGAUCCGUUAUUUAACUGACAUUCAAUGAAAAGAAAUAGAAAAACAAACGAAAUUUAAUUGCUACAAUUGGCACAGGUGAAAAAUGUCAGGUAUUAUUAUUUAUGGCCACGACAUCAGUCCAGCGGUACGCGCGUGCUUGUUAACGUUGAAAGCGCUCAAACUACAAUUUGAAUACAAACAUGUAGAUAUUUUGGCGGGUGAACAACUGACUGAUGACUUCAUCAAGCACAAUCCACAACACACGGUGCCCACGUUGAAUGAUAAUGGCAUCUGGCUGUGGGACUCGCAUGCAAUCUGCGCAUAUCUUGUUGACAAGUAUGGAAAGGAUGAUGCACUGUAUCCGCGAGAUUUGGUCUUACGCGCACGCGUCCAUCAGCGACUCUUCUUUGAUGCCAGCAUACUGUUCAUGUCGUUGCGUUUCAUCACGCGACCGAUGUUCAAGAAUAACGUGUCCAUUGUGCCGCGUGAAAAGACACUGGGCAUUAUCGAAGGUUAUACGUUGCUUGAGAAAUUCCUGACGAGCAGUUCCUACUUGGUAGGUGAUUGCUUGACCAUAGCGGACCUGUGUUGUGUUGCAACAGCCUCGUCGUUGGGAGGUGUGGUCGAAUUGGACACCAAAAAGUACCCCAAAUUGAGCGCUUGGAUGGAGCGCAUGAAGAAAUUACCAUAUUACGAGGAAGCAAACGGUUGGGGUUGUAAAAGGUAUCUGGACAUGCUUCAAACGCGUCUCACCGCAAUUGUGUCCUGAACAAAUACAUUUUGUUUUAUUUACUUAGCAAUAAUUUGGAAAUACAGUGCGAUUGUUAUGCUCAUAUUUGUAUGAAAAGUAAACUUAAGCCUUAUUUUUGUGUUAAGGAAACCGAA
Molecule: messenger RNA, 1283 nt
Organism: Zeugodacus cucurbitae (melon fly)
Lineage: Eukaryota; Metazoa; Arthropoda; Insecta; Diptera; Tephritidae
Product: glutathione S-transferase 1
Exons: 1
Coding region: 502-1167 (221 amino acids)
Biological process (GO): glutathione metabolic process
Molecular function (GO): glutathione transferase activity
Source: RefSeq, a predicted model, not a curated record